Molecule: messenger RNA, 827 nt
Organism: Olea europaea var. sylvestris
Lineage: Eukaryota; Viridiplantae; Streptophyta; Magnoliopsida; Lamiales; Oleaceae
Exons: 4
Coding region: 60-581 (173 amino acids)
Source: RefSeq, a predicted model, not a curated record
AAGUUGCUAUAUAUUCCCGUGGACGUUCUAAUUUUUUUCUAUAUUCUCAGAAAAAAAAAAUGGCAGACAAGCCAAGCAGAUCACUGGUAUUGUACGGAGACGGGUUGGCCCGUCUCGUAAACCCGACCCUUGACCAUCUCCAUUCUUUCGCUUCUCGGGCCUCUUGUGGCUUCUUGUCCCUCCCUCAUGCCCCUUCUUCCGGUAAAAUUAGGAAAGCUUAUCGCUUAAUACUGAAAGGGAAAAAUGAUUCUACGGUUUUGGUUCUUGCCACCAUUUUUUUUUUCCGCAAGUUAACCAGGCAUUUAUCCUUUGAGUUCACUGAACCAUGUGAUGGAGAAUUUUUGGAAUGUAGUUGUGAUCUAAUUUUUCCCACACGUGCUCUAUCUAAUGUGUUUGAUUACAGGCACCACUGCCCAAUGUUAGUUGCUCAGUGGCAGAAUGCUGUAACUCGCAAGGAUAUGGUCAAGUUUUUCUCAUUUAGGGAUUUUAAUGAGAAUGGUGGAAUUCUUACUAUCCCAGCCGAUAGGUUUCUACAUGAAGUAGCAUUUAAACUCUGGAAAGCUCCGAAAUAUGGAGCAUAAAGUAGAAUUAUUUGUGAAGAAACGUAGAAGAUUCUGAAAUUGUUUGGGAAGCAGAAGCCCUGAUAAUAAGAGCAAAGUCUAUAGAAUAAGCUGAAGAUAAAUGAUCGGAAGAGAGGUCUGUGAAUGCUGGUUUCUGAUGAUUCUGAUAAUUUAUUUUCUUUCUCCCAAAUAUUGUGAUAAUGAAUUUUUAUUUCACUAAUUUUCAUCUAAUCUUGAAGGAAUCAUCUUGAUAUUACCUUUUGACGA